CCAUUUCAAAAUCGUCUUUUCUAUUGAGGUUAUAUCGUACCGUCAUGGCUAAAACACCAGCUCCUGCUUAUGUCAUAGUUUUGUCCGCCUACUGACCAAUCAACGCAUAUCCCGUCCCCCGUGCAGCAAGCCCCAAGGUGUGGCUGGGAGUGGCGGUAGCUCGACAUGGUUCCUCGAUAUGACCACCAACCGAGGCCGCCACCCUUCAUCAGGUCCAACACCAAGGCUUCAUUAGUCUCCCCCUCUCCCUCAGUCGAAGGCGACGACGAGCGCUCGUAUAGCGACCCCAGUAUGGGCCCAGACGAGGGACAAGCAUGGGCCCGUGAUGAGCCCGAGUAUGAGGGAGAAGAUACUCGUACAACUAGCACCAAAGAACUGGCAGGAUGGUUUAGCUAUGGAUGGGCUGCUGAGGUCUUCGUUGUCUGUGGUGUAGGCUCAUUUAUUCCCAUUACCCUUGAACAGCUCGCGCGCGAGCGUGGGCAUCUCCUUUCAGAUAGUACCAAGCCUUGUACAAGCCCGGAUUUUCCAGCCUCUGGGGCCUCCUCUGGAGAUUCUAUGCAAUGUGUUGUUUCGAUUUUGGGUACUGAAAUUAACACGGCGAGUUUCGCCAUGUAUACCUUCUCCAUAAGUGUUGCGCUCCAGGCUUUAUUAAUCAUUUCCAUGUCUGGGGCGGCGGAUCAUGGCACCUAUCGGAAGACGCUCCUCCUUUCAUUCGCUUUCACUGGCGCUGUUGCGACCAUGCUAUUUCUUCCGAUUGUUCCUGGUGUCUUUCUACUUGGUGCUCUACUGGCCAUCAUUGCCAAUACAUGCUUUGGCGCUUCUUUUGUGCUGCUGAAUUCCUUUCUUCCCCUUCUUGUCCGUCAUCACUCUUCUCUGCGGUAUACUCCCUCAGAAGGCUCAAUCAUUGAGUCGGCCCCUGACUCGUAUGAACAUACGCGUAACACGUCAUCGCUUGAUGAGGCCCCUGGUGAAGAUGACGAAACAAUUGAUUCUCGCGCUGCUCUUUUGCCGGAAACCAGCGAUUCGGGCCAAGAAGAAAUUGACUUUGCUGCAGCAACAAGUGCUGAGCUGCGACUAUCCACGACCAUUUCCGCAUAUGGCAUCGGAAUCGGGUACACCGCCGCCGUGCUUGUGCAAGUUCUUUCAAUAGUCAUUUUAAUCCUUUUAGAAUCGACAACGUUCGCUCUCCGCCUCGUUCUCUUUGUCGUUGGGGCUUGGUGGCUCAUCUUCUCUAUCCCGGCAGCCAUGUGGCUUCGGCCACGCCCGGGUCCUCCUUUACCUGCAGCUCCUGGUGGAAAGGCGCGCACGUGGCUUGGCUAUUUUGUGUAUGCGUGGAAGUCACUGGGCCGAUCAGUAAUGCAUGCUCGGCAGCUGAAGGACAUUUUACUUUUCUUAGCAGCCUGGUUCCUGCUCUCUGAUGGAAUCGCAACAGUCAGUGGAACAGCUGUGCUUUUUGCUAAGACCCAGCUGGGCAUGAAAGCCGCUGCCCUUGGCUUGAUUAACGUAAUCGUCACUGUCUUUGGAGUACUCGGAGCGUUCACAUGGAGUAAGUUGUCACGAUGGCUGAACUGGAGCCCGAGUCAAACGGUUCUCGCCUGUAUCUGCCUCUUUGAGCUCAUACCCCUAUACGGUCUGCUCGGGUUUAUUCCUGCCAUUCGCCGUUAUGGAGUUUUCGGCCUGCAACAACCAUGGGAGAUGUAUCCUUUGGGGGCUGUUUACGGUUUGGUUUUGGGAGGAUUAUCCUCCUAUUGUCGAAGCCUUUUUGGUGAACUUAUCCCUCCAGGGUUUGAGGCUUCCUUUUAUGCACUCUAUGCUAUUACCGACAAGGGGUCUAGUGUCCUGGGACCUACCAUCGUAGGAGCUAUUACUGAUGCCACUGGAGAAAUUCGGCCGGCCUUCUGGUUCUUGGCUGUCCUCAUCGCCCUCCCGGCACCAGCUAUGUGGCUCGUUGACGUUGAGCGUGGUCGCAAAGAAGGUGCUGCAAUAGCUCGAGAACUUGAGGGACGUGGUUAUCUUGACAGGUCUAGGGCAUCGGAUGGUGGCGUUGCGGGUGACCACAUUGUCAUGAUUGACGAAGAAGCGGAAGAGACACAGGGUGGGACAUAGCUCGCCAAGUGGUGUGUAUUUACCUUUGGGAUGUUGGAUGAUUAUAUGCAAACGAACUAUCAUGUCUAUAUAAAUUAUUUCUGCUGUCUCUCGUUAUUCAGCGCCGCAUUGCCGAAAAUAUUUCUAAUUAUAUCAUGCUUUGCAAGUUUACAGCCGUUCUGUGUUGGACAAUGUGGAUGGUUGUAAUCAGCAUGUCUGUCGUUCCACCUCCAUCGGUGUUUAGAUUAGAUGCCCAAAAAGAGAAUCCACUGGAC
Xylona heveae TC161 is the source of this 2360-nucleotide messenger RNA. Its product is annotated as autophagy-like protein 22. The record is from RefSeq and is a predicted model, not a curated record. The coding region runs from base 166 to 2106 and encodes 646 amino acids. The transcript has 7 exons. Gene Ontology annotation, biological process: amino acid transmembrane export from vacuole. NCBI's taxonomy places the organism in Eukaryota, Fungi, Ascomycota, Xylonomycetes, Xylonales, Xylonaceae.